Messenger RNA from Mytilus californianus (California mussel), 1025 nucleotides. RefSeq lists its product as uncharacterized. The coding region runs from base 240 to 1025 and encodes 261 amino acids. The transcript has 5 exons. NCBI's taxonomy places the organism in Eukaryota, Metazoa, Mollusca, Bivalvia, Mytilida, Mytilidae. The record is from RefSeq and is a predicted model, not a curated record.
UUUCUUCAAAAUGCACCGAUAAAAUCCCUUGAAAUUAACAGAAUACAAAGUUAUCACAUAAUAGUUUUUAUAUGCCAAAAAUCAGAUAUGUGUUAUUUCAAAUAAGAAAAAUAAUUCACCUUGGUCAUAUAGAAAUUUGCUAUCAGGAGUGCAAACUUCUACUAGAGUUAUUUCCCUUAGUACAACUCUUUUGUUGUUUAUGUUGAAAAUGAAAGUAGCUUCAGCAGCAGACACACGAAAUGGUUUGCAAUUUUAACACAAACUGCACUACAGAUGAGUGUUCUGAUGAUGUAACUGAUAUCAACACAUGUGAUUGCAAUGACAAAAAUAUAAUUUUAACUGAAUCUGGUCUUUUGCCAAAGAAUUUUACUGAUUUUUAUAUAUGCUCAACCCAUUUUAACCAAUUAUUGAAAAGAAACUCGGAUUUGAGAAGGAGAAAAGUAUGUCAGCUUCCUACUUUGAUAAGUGCUCAUCCUCCAGUAGCAUCACAUUCUGUUGUUGGUGUUAAAAAGCCAAAGCCUAGCCGCAAUAUCACCAUCAAUGAUGUAGAGAAAAUUCAGAAGUGUUAUGGCCUCACACUUCCUAUUGGAACACCUGCAUGCACUAGCUGCCUUAUUAAAAUUUCCAAGCAGUCCACAGAGAUAGAAGCUGAAAGUCUGGAUCAAGGAAAGUGUGAAGAUGACCAGAUUCAGCAAUGCACAAACUUGAAUACAGAUGAUGAAACCUAUCUCAUGGAGACUGACGAGUUGGAUAUGUUAACAGAAAAAGAAAAUAUUUGUGAUAAUCUUAUUGAAAUUUCAGCAUCUGAAUAUACAGUUACAUCAGAAGAGUCAGGAAGUCAAAAUUAUUUAUCCCAGUCACAACAAUCAGUCAGAAGUUAUGAACGUGGCAGUUACUUGACAUCUUUGAAUGAUUUCCUGUCAUCAGUCAGAUUGCAGGAAUUCUCAGAAAAGAAAGAAAAACAUGGCAGUCCUACACAUUUAAAACAAGAAACACCUACAAAGAAAGAAUUGAUGAGAUUAUGA